AUGAUCGCUUCCAACGUCCUCGCUGUCGCUCUCGCCGUCGCUGGUGCUGCCGCCGCUCCCCUCGUCAAGCGAUCGAGCGGUCAGGCUACCUAUUACGCCGCCGGUCUCGGUGCUUGUGGUUGGGUCAACUCUGGCUCUGACUUCAUCGUCGCCAUGAACGCUCCCGAGUGGGCUGGCGGAUCUCGCUGUGGUCAGACCGUGACCAUCACUAACCACAAGAACGGCAACACCCAGUCCGCUCAGAUUGCUGACCUUUGCCCGGGCUGCUCUUACGGCUCUCUCGACAUGUCGACCAGCCUCUUCGCUGCCCUUAACAACGGCAACAUGGACGACGGUGUCUUCCCCAUCUCCUGGUCGUUCGGCUCUGGCUCCGCUGCCUCCAACAACAACCAGCAGCAGCAUCAACAGCAGCAGCAGCAGCAGAAGACCUCCUCCACCUACACCCCCGAGGCUACCUACACCAAGUCGGUUGAGGCUUCCGCCACUGCUACCCCGGCUCAGGCUACCUACUCCCCCGCCGCCGCCGCUGCCAGCCCCACCGCUUCGUACGCUCCCCAGCCCGCUUCUGCCUCUAACACCAAGACCGUUGUCUCCACCCCUCUCUGGUGGUCUGACAUCCCCGAAGUCAACAGCAACUGCGGUGUCAACCUCGGCCCCGCCUCGCUCCCCAUCGCUAUCUCCUCUUCCAAGCUCCUCGCCGCUGACAAGCUCAACGACGCUUGCGGCAAGUGGGUCCAGGUCAAGAACAACCAGAACGGCAAGCAGAUCUCCGUCCAGGUUGUCGGCAGCUUCGUUGGCUCCGAGGGUGACAUCGCUCUUACUGAGGCUUAUCGCCACAUUGCCAACAACUACGAGAACCCCGAGAACAUCGAGUCCAUCACCUGGGGCUUCAUUGACGGCCAGAGCAUGUAA
This is a messenger RNA of Ustilago hordei, 912 nucleotides long. RefSeq lists its product as uncharacterized. Lineage: Eukaryota; Fungi; Basidiomycota; Ustilaginomycetes; Ustilaginales; Ustilaginaceae. The record is from RefSeq and is a predicted model, not a curated record. Bases 1 to 912 code for a protein of 303 amino acids. The transcript has a single exon.